Molecule: messenger RNA, 861 nt
Organism: Miscanthus lutarioriparius
Lineage: Eukaryota; Viridiplantae; Streptophyta; Magnoliopsida; Poales; Poaceae
Source: the annotation of a GenBank genome assembly
AUGGCGGAAAAGAUGCUUGAUAAAGAACGACUGCAUGAUGAUGACUUUAAAAGAGGCUUCGUCUUGUUCACGAUUGGUUGCAUCCUAGCAUCACCUACAGGGAACGACAUCCAUUGGAGCUAUAUAGAAGUUGUUCGAGAUGUCUCAAAGAUUCCGCAAUUCAAUUGGGGUCAAUUUACUCUAAACCACUUGUUGAACUCAUGCCUUAGUUACAAGAAUAAGAAAGAAAGAACCAUAAAGGGAAAUUUGGUUCUGCUACAGUGUUGGUACUGGGAGCGCGUCAGAGUGCCCAGCCAUUAUCAGAUCGACUACACCAAAAGGACAUACCAACCACCUCUGAUGGUGUUUUGGGAUAAACAGAAUGCCGAACGUCGAACGACUGCUUAUAAUAAUGAUGGGAUAUAUGGAGGAACUGUAUUCGUGCCAAUGCAUAUUAACAGCAACCAUUGGGGUCUCUUGGUGCUAAACUUUAUAAAGAAAGAGGUACAGAUCCUUGAAUCUCUAGGAACACGAGACGAAGACCUAGAGAAGGUAUUGGUGAAAGCCAUACAGUCUUGCAUCGACUUUUCUGUCAACAAUGACUUGGUUAAAUUUGAAAAACCAUUUAACUUGCGCGACUGGGAAAUAGUUCCCUAUGUGGAAGGCAUACCGAGACAAGAAAACAGUUUUUCAUGUGCUGCGUUUGUAAUACAAUAUAUUCUGGCAUGGGAUGGAGAAAAAAUGGCUCAUGAUUUCACAAGUGAGGCAAUGGAGAGUUUUUGCUACAAGAUAUGCACGAGGCUGCUACAUUCUGAUCGCAAUAAAAAUCGCUUGGAAUCAUACAAAAAACCUAUCACGGUAUAUGCUUUUAUUGCAUUUUGA